Messenger RNA from Phacochoerus africanus (Common warthog), 669 nucleotides. Its product is annotated as spidroin-1-like. The record is from RefSeq and is a predicted model, not a curated record. The transcript has 2 exons. NCBI's taxonomy places the organism in Eukaryota, Metazoa, Chordata, Mammalia, Artiodactyla, Suidae. Bases 1 to 669 code for a protein of 222 amino acids.
AUGGAAGGUCCCAGGAAGUGUUUGGGGGCACGGUGCGUGUUUGGGUGGGGGUGGGGGGGACGAGGGGGGCGGGGAGCGGCUUCGGGGCAGCGCAGGCGUGGGGGUUGGGUGCGUGGGGGUUGGCUGCGUGCAGGGGAAGGGAGCGCGGCGGGACUGUGGCGGGCCAGGGCGAGCGUGGGGGAGGGAGGUGAGGAUGGCCGCGGAGCCCCAGCUGAGAGGUGGAAGUCCUCCGGGUUAGUUUUGAGAGGCAGGAAGAGGGUGGAUGGGAUCCCUUGGAAAAGUGGAGGAGAGGUCCUCGGAAGGGUUGGGAAUGUGCGGGUGCGGGGAGCGUGGAGGCGGGCGGGCACCCCUUGCCCCCAGAGCGUGCGUGGGGGUUGCGUGGGUGCAGGGGAAGGGAGGCUGGAGGGAAUGGAGCGGCACCCGGAGAGCCUGGGGCCCUGCGGUCAGGUUGUGAGGGGCAUUGUAGGGGAUAGGGGGAAGAGGGUGGAGGAUGAGGACCCCUUAGAAAAUGUGAGCGGAAGGAUGUCAGGAAAGGAGCCCGGAGGGGUUAGUGUGGGAAUGUGCCAGGGCAGCUGGGGGGGGGGGGCUUGUGGGGAGUGCCUGAACAGAGGGGGAGGGAGAGCUGAAGGGAGUGCUGAGGGCCAGGGCGAGCAGGGGGGACUGAGGUAA